AUGACGAUUGAUUCUGAGAAGGGACAUCCAGUGGGCAAGCUGAGGAAUUCAUCUGUAGAUGCGACAGCAAUGGCUCCCAAGGUCGGGAAAUUAGCAACUGAGAGCCCCCCAAGUCCUUGGACUCCCUUGGCCACACUGACCCUGCUGUGGACCUCUUUGGCCUGGACAGAGGGGAGACCUGGGUGCCCUUCCUGCGGGAUGCCCUCUCUGGAGCCAAGCGCCGAGAAAGCCUUCCUAAUCAAAGUGGCCAAACAGCAGAUCCUAGAGAAGCUGCAACUAAGCGAGAGACCCAACAUCACUCACCCGAUAUCACGUGUGGCUGUGGCCAAUGCCCUGCGGCGUCUGGACAUGAGCAAAAGCGGGACAGACGGACGGACUCCCAUCUGGGAGAACGCCGAGUCUGACGAGCAGGGGUACGAGAUCAUCAGUUUUGCAGAAACAGAGUCCUCUGGGAAACUGAAGUUCCAGUUCUCCCACACAAAAGGCCAAAACAUGCAGAUCCACCAAGCCCAACUGUGGCUGCAUCUAAAGACCCACCAAAACAUUACGUUACAGGUUUACCAAGAAGGCCAUCAGUUAGGGGAGCAGCAGAUGGAGACCAAGGGCUGGCAUACCUUCUCCCUCACAUCAGCCAUGCAGAGCCUUUUUGAGAGGGAAGAGAAGGCCCUGUAUCUGGAGUUGCAAUGCAAAGACUGCCACCCCCGCGGCAUCUCGAGUCUGACGACUCACACAGGCAGUGCCCACCAGCCCUUCCUGGUGGUUAAGGCCAAGAUACGGGACCCUGGUCAUCGGGUCACCAAGCGCAGCCUGAACUGUGAUCAGAAUUCCAGCGUCUGCUGCCGCAAAGACUAUUACGUCAGCUUUCGAGACAUCGGCUGGAACGACUGGAUCUUUAAGCCAGAUGGUUAUCAGAUAAACUACUGCAUGGGGGAGUGCCCCGUCCACCUGGCCGGCGCGCCCGGAAUGGCAGCCUCCUUCCACACCACUGUCUUCAAUUUAGUCAAAGCCAACAACAUCCAGACUGCUGGUCGCUCGUGCUGCGUCCCCACACAGCGACGGGCCCUUUCAUUGCUCUACUUUGAUCCCAAUAGCAACCUUAACAAGAAAGAAAUACCUGACAUGGUUGUUGACGCUUGUGGGUGCAGCUAAGGGCAGAAUUGUAAGCACAUGGAAACCUGAGAGGGGCGGAGGGGAAAUUGUGGACAUGUUAUUCAUGAUACUUCAGCUCAAGUUAGGAGCAAGGAACAGACUCUUUGCAGAGAGCAAACUGUGGUUUAUGUGGAGCAAAGCGAGCUGCAGUCCUUCCCACACGUUUACUAUGAAGACGUUUACACAGAGAGUGCUAGGCAGGGUUACUGCUUAGGAUUCUGUUUGCAUUCAGGUCCCCCACUAGUGGUAACAGUCUAAUAACUUUGCUAAG
Sphaerodactylus townsendi is the source of this 1420-nucleotide messenger RNA. Its product is annotated as inhibin beta E chain-like. The coding region runs from base 1 to 1149 and encodes 382 amino acids. Gene Ontology annotation, biological process: BMP signaling pathway; SMAD protein signal transduction. The transcript has 3 exons. NCBI's taxonomy places the organism in Eukaryota, Metazoa, Chordata, Lepidosauria, Squamata, Sphaerodactylidae. Gene Ontology annotation, cellular component: extracellular region. Gene Ontology annotation, molecular function: growth factor activity; hormone activity; cytokine activity. The record is from RefSeq and is a predicted model, not a curated record.